ACUCGUUCUUUAUAGUUUUAAUUAAUUAAUAUCAUAUAAAUUUGGUUUAUUGAUUUAUUUAUUUAUUUAUUUAUAUUUUUGUAUAAUAUUUAUAUAGUUAUAUAGUAAUAAUAUAAUUUAAUCAUAUAUUUUUUAAAUUAAAUAAUCAUUAUUCAAUUUGUUAACCAAUCAAUCAAAAAAAAAAAAAAAUGAGAAAGGUUAUACCAGGCAGUCAUUCAAGUUCAAUUACAAAACAAUAUGAUAUUACAUCUCAAAUUGGUUCAGGUAAAUUUUCAGUUGUAAAACAAGGAACAAAUAAAUCAACAAAUAAGCAAUGGGCAAUUAAAAUUAUGAAAAAAUCAGUUGUUGAGGAAGCAAAUAUAAUCAAAGAGGUCGAAAUGAUGACUGAAAUUAAACACCCAAAUAUUAUUUCACUUCACGAAAUUUUUGAAACCGAGUCUGAAAUUUCAUUAGUUUUAGAAUUGGUAACAGGUGGAGAAUUAUUCGAUAAAAUUGUAGAGAGAGAAUUUUAUACUGAAGAAGAUGCAUCAGCUUUAAUUAAUACUAUCACAAAGGUUAUUCAAUAUUUACACUCAAAAGAUAUUGUCCAUUGCGAUUUAAAACCAGAAAACCUUUUAUAUUCAGAUAAUAGCGAUCAAGCAAUUAUUAAAUUAUGUGACUUUGGCUUAUCUCAACGAUGCCCAGCUGGUAAUCAAUUACGUUCAUUGGUUGGCACACUUACAUAUAUGGCACCAGAAAUUAGUAAUUGCACUGGAUAUGGUAAACCAGUAGAUCUUUGGUCUUUAGGUGUCAUUGCUUAUAUUUUAUUAUGCGGUUUUCCACCAUUUGACGAAACAACUGGUUACAAUUUAGAAUUUCCAUCACCAGAAUGGGACAAUAUUAGCGACUCUGCCAAAAGUUUAAUCAAAGGUCUUUUAACAAAUGAUCCAUCAAAAAGAUUUACAAUUGAACAAACUCUUAAACAUCCAUGGAUCGCAGGAACUAAUGUUGGAAAGAAUUCAAUUGUUGGCACAUUAAAAACUCUUCGUGAAUUUAAUACUCUCAGAAGAACUGGUACUACAAUGGGUCACAAUAAACAAGCUAGAGGCACUGUUUUUGAACUCUUCCCAUCACUAACCCCAACAAAAGAAUUAAAUAAUAAUAUAAAUAAUGUAGAAAAUAUAACAGCUCAAUCAUCAUCAUCAUCAUCAACAACCCCAUCAUCAUCAUCAACAACUCCAUUAUCACCAUCACCAACCUUUAUAAAUGAAUUAAAUGUAGAUAAUAAUAAUAAUAAUAAUGAAGUUAAUAGCGAAUGUAAUAAUAAUGUAAUUUUAGAAAAAACCAACAAUAAUCAAGAAAAAGAACAAGUUAAUGAAACUAAAAAACAAUUAAUGAAUUCUUUAGAUUUUAAUGAACAAUUGGACAGUUCAUCAGAAACCUAUUCCUCAUCACCAGAUAAAUUAACCUCACCAGAACUUUCUUCACUCUCAGAAUUAACAGGCGCAUCAUUAUCAGCAACAGAUAACAUUAAACAAAAAAUAAUUGACCAAUUAAAGAGUGAAAAAACUUUAUUACAAAAAGAAUUGGACGAAAUUAAAAGAGAAAAACAAUCAUCUCCAACACCCUCACCAUCUUCAUCAUUUUUAAAUAAUAAUAGUAGUGGUAGCAAUAUUGGUAAUAGUACAGUUAAUGAACGUGUUUUUAGACCAAUUCACAUGUCCAAAGACAAUAGUGAUGGGUCAUAUGAAAAUUUAUUGUUGGGUUCAAGUCCUCUAUUAAAGAGUCAUCAUAUUAGCCACAGUAGAAAUAGUAGUUUUGGCGGCAGCUGUUAUGGAAGUGGUGAUGAGCUAUCUUCAAGUGGUGGUGCUAUUAAAAAGGAUAAAUCAAAAUAUGGUGUCGAUAGAAUUGUAUCUGAUCUCCAAUUAGAGUUCGAAAAACUCUCACUCCCAAAAGAUUCCUUUGAUAAGAUUAAUGUGGUUUUGCAAAAUUACAAACAAAAAAAUCAAGAGAAAUCAAUGAAACUAAAAUUAGAAAAACAAAAAGAAAAAUAUAAAAAACUAAAAGCUUUAUUAAAAAAAGAAAAAAUUAAUUUAAAAUAAAAUAUAAAUAUUAAUUAUCUUUUUUUAGUUU
This is a messenger RNA of Dictyostelium purpureum, 2112 nucleotides long. RefSeq lists its product as uncharacterized. Gene Ontology annotation, biological process: protein phosphorylation. Gene Ontology annotation, molecular function: ATP binding; protein kinase activity. The transcript is spliced from 2 exons. Lineage: Eukaryota; Evosea; Eumycetozoa; Dictyosteliales; Dictyosteliaceae. The record is from RefSeq and is a predicted model, not a curated record. Bases 189 to 2081 code for a protein of 630 amino acids.